Bombina bombina (fire-bellied toad) is the source of this 3248-nucleotide messenger RNA. RefSeq names its product vav guanine nucleotide exchange factor 1 (gene VAV1). The coding region runs from base 243 to 2777 and encodes 844 amino acids. The record is from RefSeq and is a predicted model, not a curated record. Gene Ontology annotation, cellular component: cytoplasm. Gene Ontology annotation, biological process: intracellular signal transduction; regulation of GTPase activity; cell migration. Gene Ontology annotation, molecular function: guanyl-nucleotide exchange factor activity; protein binding. The transcript is spliced from 27 exons. NCBI's taxonomy places the organism in Eukaryota, Metazoa, Chordata, Amphibia, Anura, Bombinatoridae.
GUCAGUACGGCUCUUCCUCAUUAGGCACAGGAAGUGUCCCUGCAGGGAGCACCCUGUCCGACUGUGCUUUGGGUCUACAUCACUGCUUACAGCACUCUCUUCACUGGGCAUAUUAGUAUUCUUUGCUGCCCAGCUUAUUCUCUCCGCUUUGUACCACUCCUCUGCAGGGUCAUCAUUCUGCUUUUGUGUCCUGUAUCAAUACUUUUAUUUUAAGGGUCACACCUUUAAGGAAACAAUUGGAGAUGGAACUUUGGAGACAUUGUGCCCGCUGGUUAAUCCAGUGCCGUGUGCUCCCACCCAAUCAUCGUGUAACCCUGGACACUGCACAGGUGUGUGAUCUUGCUCAAGCGCUGAGAGACGGUGUACUGCUCUGCCAACUCCUCAACAACUUGAUGCCCCAUUCAGUCAACCUACGAGAAAUUAAUGUGCGGCCCCAAAUGUCUCAGUUCCUUUGUCUGAAGAAUAUCCGGACAUUUCUAUCAACCUGCAGUGACAAGUUCGGAAUGCGCAGAGCAGAUCUGUUUGAGGCUUUUGAUCUAUUCGAUGUCAGAGAUUUUGGAAAGGUUAUCGACACACUGUCUAUUUUAUCAUGGAAUCAGAUUUCUCAGAGUAGGGGCUUUGAGCCAUUCCCUACUGAGGACCUAGUUUCUGAUGAAGAUAUCUACAAUGGUCUCUCGGAUCAGAUUGAUGACACUGGGGAGGAAGAUGAAGAUCUUUAUGACUGUGUGGAUAUGGAGGAAGAAGAAGGAAAUGAAAUUUAUGAAGAUCUAAUGAAAACAGAGGAACCACCUAUGCCAACAAGAGAUGUGAAAAUGACUACAGAUGAUAUGAGAAGAUGUUGCCUUCAGGAACUGCAUCAGACAGAGGAGAAAUACACUGAUACCUUGGGAUCUAUCUGCCAGUAUUUUAUGAAGCCACUUCAGACAUUCCUUUGCAGACAAGAUAAUGACAACAUCUUCAUCAACAUUGAGGACCUACUUACUCUUCACCAAAGCUUUCUUGCAGAAAUGAAGGGAUGCCUCUUAAACAAAAACCAGAAUCAGAAUCUGUACCAGGUGUUCUUGCGAUACAAGGAGAAGUUCCUAAUCUAUGGUACAUACUGCAGUCAAGUGGAGUUUGCCACCAAACAACUAGAACAGACCUCACAGACCCAUGAAGGUGUCAGGAUGAGGUUGGAGGAAUGCUCACAGAGGGCUAACAAUGGUCGGUUUUCUUUACGAGACCUGCUGAUGGUACCAAUGCAACGAGUCCUUAAAUAUCAUCUAUUGUUACAGGAAUUAGUAAAACACACAACAGAUCCAACAGAAAAAGAAAAUCUGAAGCUGGCACUUGAUGCAAUGAGGGACUUGGCUCAAUGUGUCAAUGAAGUAAAGAGAGACAAUGAAACCCUGAAGCAAAUUACAAAUUUUCAACUGUGCAUUGAAAAUCUGACUGAUUCUCUAGCACAGUAUGGACGACCAAAGACUGACGGAGAGCUUAAAAUCAAUACUGUGGAGAAGAAAUCAAAACUAGACAGGUAUGCUUUCCUCCUGGACCGCGCACUGCUGAUAUGUAAGAGGAAGGGGGAUACAUUUGACUUAAAAGAAUUUAUACAUCUUCAGUCUUACCAGAUACGUGAUGAUUCCUGCAUGGAACGCGAAAACAAGAAGUGGUCACAUAUGUUCCUGCUGAUUGAUACAAAGGGAUCUCAUGGCUAUGAGCUUUUUUUCAAGACAAGAGAUCUGAAGAAAAAAUGGAUGGAACAAUUUGAAAUGGCCAUAUCUAAUAUUUAUCCAGAAGAUGCCCUUGCAAAUGGACACGAUUUUCACAUGUAUUCAUUUGAAGAGACUGCCACAUGCAGAGCUUGCCAAAUGCUACUAAGGGGCCUGUUUUUUCAGGGCUACCGCUGCUGUCGAUGUAAGGUCCCUGCUCACAAGGAAUGCCUGGGCCGAGUGCCGUGCUGUGGAAAGCAAGAUUCUGGUUCUUCAACAAACAAAAAGAAGCCUGGCAGAGGAGCCUAUAGCAAAAAGCCAGACUCUGGACUCACAAAGAUGGAAACCUAUCAGGAAUAUUCUGGGGUCCCUCCUCCCCCUAUUGCAUUUGGUCCUCCUCUACAAAUGGAAGUGGGAGCUAUAAUAGAACUGACAAAAGCAGAAGCUGACCAGUACUGGUGGGAGGGUAGAAACACAUCUAGUAAUAAGAUUGGCUUCUUCCCCUGCAGUCAUGUGAAACCUUAUGUGUCUAGCCCAGUGCCGGAUCUGUCUAUAUAUGCCUGGCAUGCAGGACCCAUGGAAAGGAAAGAAGCUGAACAACUCCUCUCUAAUCGAUCUGAUGGGACAUUUCUGGUCAGACAGAGGGUAAAAGACUCAGGGGAAUUUGCCAUCAGCAUCAAAUUUAAUAUGGAGAUUAAACAUAUGAAGGUGACUGCUCAGGACGGGCUCUGGAGACUUACAGAAAAAAGAGGAUUCAAAGGUCUACCGGAGUUGGUUGGGUUUUACCAACAAAACACAUUAAAAGACUGCUUCAAACUUCUGGACACAACAUUACAAUUUCCAUACAAGGAGCCAGAAAACAAAGAAACUCACAAAACUGACAAAAGGAUGAAAUAUUUUGGCUCUGCCCGAGCUCGUUAUGAUUUCUGUGCAAGGGACAGGACAGAGUUAUCUUUAAAAGAAGGGGACGUCAUCAGAAUUCUAAGCAAGAAAGGACAACAGGGUUGGUGGAAAGGAGAGGUAUAUGGCAAGAUCGGGUGGUUUCCUUCAAAUUAUGUGGAGGAUGAUUUUUCUGAAUACUGCUGAGUGAAAGACCCCACAUUUGCACAGGACAACUACUCUUAAAGAUCAUUAUUUGGGCGGUUUGAGGAGUAAAGAAAGUUUGCCACAGUCAAGUUUGUCUUCACACUAAAUAAAAGGACUACAUGAUGAAUGUAGGGAUUAGCAAGAUGGCAGACUGCCUCUUAAGACAACUUCUUCCUGCUCUACAAUUUUACAAAAUCAUAUGCUCUAUUCAUGGAUUAUUUUUUGUUUGCUAAACCAUAAACCUGGAGAAAAAAAAACAGAAACUUGAUGUGACAUUACUCAUCUUUUGACAAUAUCUAGAAUAACUAGUACCUAUAUAUACCCAUCACUCUCAGUAGAUACAGUGAGAUAGGUCUCAUUGGUAAAUUAAUUUAGAACAAGAAAUAAAAAAAAAAGUUUUAAACUGGUUAAAUGGUAUGAAUUAAAUUUUUACAAAUAUUGUCAUUAAAGUAUUUUUUAAACCUGCCAAAA